This is a messenger RNA of Numida meleagris (helmeted guineafowl), 3948 nucleotides long. RefSeq names its product merlin-like. Gene Ontology annotation, molecular function: actin binding; cell adhesion molecule binding. Bases 910 to 2856 code for a protein of 648 amino acids. The record is from RefSeq and is a predicted model, not a curated record. Lineage: Eukaryota; Metazoa; Chordata; Aves; Galliformes; Numididae. The transcript is spliced from 19 exons. Gene Ontology annotation, cellular component: plasma membrane; filopodium; adherens junction. Gene Ontology annotation, biological process: positive regulation of early endosome to late endosome transport; regulation of organelle assembly; regulation of gliogenesis.
UGCUGCCCAUUCCUCAGGAUUUGUUGAGCCAUCCUCUGUCACCCUGGACAGAGGGCAGUGAAGACGGCUGCUUUGUGUGGCUGCAGGCUCUGAAAUCAUUUGAUCCAACGCUGUCCAAGGAGUCAUUUGGAAGUUCAUUGUAGUUCUUACAGUUAAGGCUCCUGGGCUGCUCCUGUUGUUGUGCUUUGUUGCUUGAAUUACAGCGGAGCAGGGAGGAGUCUUGCUGGCACGGGCAGGAAAUGGUUAAGAGCCCUUCGUAUCACCUGGGAAAGCGAUUCUUUGAUUUUUCAGAGGGCGCUAACAUGCUGCACUCCAUGGGAAACAAAGGGAAGGAGAUCAGCUAUAAGAGUUGUUCCUGGAUUUUAUUUUUGGUGGCAGAGUGAGUGAGAGCUGGAUAUUGAUGUCUGAAAAAUAAGGGAUUCUGGGUUAAAUAUUUUUUUCUUCUCUUCGCUCGGAAAAUGAUCUGCGAAGUGGAUCUGAUUCCAACUGCUGCUUUGAGAUAACUUCUUUCUGAUUGUGUGAUUAUUUUCUUGCCCUUCAAUCUCUACCUUGGGAUGUCUGCCUAGUUAUCCCAUUAUCGUUCUUGAAGUGUGUUGCCCCAGACUGGACACAAGUCUUCAGCAGAAGCUGUACCAGCCCCACCUGGAGGGAGAGGGCUCCCAAAUUGGUCUCGGUGGUGUCAGCAAGAUGAAUUUCCUCCUGAGCUUUCCUUCUCCACUCUGAGUUGUCUCAAGUUCUUGCUCUCAACGCUGGCAGACAUCCACGUGUUUUGGCACCUGAGUUACCUGUUCUGUCUCAGCUUCCCUGCAAGUCAAAAAGAAAAUCUUCCAUAUCCAGUUUACCUCCUAUUUAGCUAUUUUUGGACGAGGGGCACAUGCAAAGUGUGGCUGUCCUCAUAAACUGAAAAAUAUGUCUAUCCGAGGCCUGAAGAAGAAACAACCAAAGACUUUUAAAGUCAAGAUUAUAACGGUGGAUGCUGAGAUGGAGUUCAGCUGUGAGAUGAAGUGGAAGGGGAAGGACUUGUUUGAUCUGGUGUGCCGAGCGCUUGGCUUAAGGGAGACUUGGUUCUUUGGCUUGCAGUACACAGUGAAGGGAAUGUGCACCUGGUUAAAGAUGGACAAAAAGGUUUUAGAUCAAGAAAUCCCCAAAGAAGACCCCAUUAGCUUUCAUUUUUUGGCUAAAUUCUACCCAGAGAAGGUAGAAGAGGAGCUGUUACAGGAAAUUACCCAGCAUUUGUUCUUUCUUCAGGUUAAGAAACAGAUACUGGAUGAGGAAAUCUAUUGUUCUCCGGAGGCAACAGUUUUACUGGCUUCUUACGCUGUUCAAGCCAAGUAUGGUGACUACGACCCAAACUUUCACGAGCCAGGCUUUCUAGCCCACGAUGAACUUUUACCCAAGAGGGUCCUCAGGCAAUAUCAGCUGACAGCAGAGAUGUGGGAAGAAAAGAUUACUGCUUGGUAUGCUGAGCAUAGGGGUAUUGCCAGGGAUGAAGCUGAGAUGAACUACCUGAAAAUUGCCCAAGACUUGGAAAUGUAUGGUGUCAAUUAUUUUCCCAUUGCUCAAAAUAAAAACCAUACAGAUCUCCUGCUCGGAGUUGAUGCCAAAGGUAUUCAUAUCUACAGCAUUAAUAACAGGUUCUCUCCAAAUAAGUCGUUUGAGUGGAGCGCUAUCAGAAACAUUUCCUAUAGUGAGAAGGAGUUAACCAUUAAACCUCUUGACAAAAAAGCAGAAGUCUUCAAGUUCUUUUCCUCUCAGCUCAAGGUAAACAAAUUGAUUCUGCAGUUGUGCAUUGGAAACCAUGACCUAUUUAUGAGGAGAAGAAAAGUGGAUUCAGUAGAGAUCCAGCAAAUGAAAGCACAAGCCAGGGAAGAAAAAGCUAGAAAAAAGAUGGAGAAUCAAAGGCUGGCCAGAGAGAAGCAGCUCCGAGAAGAAGCUGAGCGAGCCAAAGAAGAGCUGGAAAGGAGGCUUUUCCAGCUGGAAGACGAAGCCAGGCAGGCCAAUGAGGCCCUGCUUCGAUCCCAGGAAGCAGCAGAACUGCUGGCUGAGAAAGCUCAGAUUGCAGAAGAAGAGGCAAAACUGCUGGCCCAGAAUGCUGCAGAAGCAGAGCAAGAGCGACAGAGGCUGGAGAUAACAGCUCUGAAAACCAAGGAGGAGAAACGCCUGAUGGAGCAAAAGAUGCGGGAGGCAGAAUUGAUAGCAGUGAAGCUGGUGAAGGAGUCUGACCGGAGAGCCAAGGAAGCGGAACAUCUGAAACAAGAUCUGCAUGAAGCCAGAGAGGCUGAACGGAAAGCAAAGCAAAAACUCUUUGACAUAACCAGGCUCAAUUAUCCUCACAUGGUCAAGUACCCACACUACUUGCCAACUGACACCAGAGAUGCCAACUUUGACAAAGGGUCCAUCAAGCUGGAUUUGAAGGACAUUGACCUCAAGAGACUGUCCUUCGAGAUAGAGCGAGAGAGGCUAGAUUACUUAGAAAAGAGCAAAAAAUUUGAAGAUCGACUGAAAGAACUGAAGUCUGAAAUUCAUGCUUUGAAACUAGAAGAAAAACAGUCUGGGCUUUACUCUCACUGGAAUGAAGUACUGGGAUCCUUGGAUCGCUCCUUAGGAAAUAUCCCAUCCUGGAUGAAAACCUUUGAAACCAGUGAUUCAUCAGAUAUAAAUCUUCAUAGACCUUUCCCCGCUUAUUCGUUAAAUCCUACAAGCAGCUGGCCUUGUACCAACAAAAUCCAACACACGGUGCCAGGGCAAAAGUCAUCUUUUCAAACCAAUUCCUUGAUUGCCAACAGUGUGGGCACAGGAACCAGAAAGCAGAUUGUAAAGGUUCAGCAGCAUGACUCAGAUGUGAUCUACAUUUGAAGAGCCUCGUUUCCUUACCAGACUGGUGGAACCUGAUGGUGUCUGUUUGGCUGCCACAAAAUGCACCCAGAUGAGAGCAUUGGUGCAGCUCUGUCUCCUGACAGUCAUCGGUGUAGAGAUGUGGUUCUAUAGGUAGCGGUGCCAUUUGGCUUCCCAGCAGGUUGCAUAAGCUGAGAGCUCUAAAACUGUCGGUGUGAAAUGGCUCGUGUCUUUGGGUACAAUGGUAACCACUCACCCAAAGGAGCAUUGUUUACUUUUUAAUGCACUUUUGUAAAAACACUUUAUACUUCUAAACCUUCCUCCCCUCGGUAAUUCUACACACUGACUUACCAAGAUGGUUCUUUUUGUGUAGAAGGGAUGCUAGGUGUCUGGGAGAUGUUUGGGAUGAGAAGAAAAAUUGUCCAUCAGCUUGGUUUACCUACACAACAGAUUAAUUCUGGUUUUGGUCCUGUCCAUGGGACAUGACUUAUACGGAACUACUCAACCUUGUAGUGUUUGCCUGCCAAAUAUUUUCCUUUUCCUCCCCAAAUAUUUCUCUGUUCACUUAAUUGAUUUUCAUUUCUCUGUGAGAAAUCUCAGCGUGUAAUUCCAGAUGUAGAAUUGGACAUCUUCAAAUACCUCUUGUUCCUGGGGGAAUCCUUUGUUUGGAAUGCAAAGCUUCUGUUCUCUCUACAUUUCCAACUAGAUCGAGCACUUUCUGUUGCUUGCCGCUCCAGCAAACUUUGCAUACAUUAACUUGUUUCCCAGUUCGGUGUGACACAGCUUCCAAAUGAGACAAAGACAAAAGAUGCUACUGGUGUCUGCUAAAGUUGGACUUGCUUCUGAUGGAGAAGUGCAUGCAGCAAAAUGUCUGCCUCAUUAGGAAAACCUGCUCGUAUUCUCUAGUUUUGUGUGUGUUUAAGUGUCUGUUUCACCAAUAAAUCUCCAGUCUGAGGACUUUGGGGAAGCAGAUGAUACGCAGCUGUAGCUAACAUAGUAGCACAGUUGAGCAUGUGAGAUAUGGUGUAAAAAAUAGAUGCUGAUGGUAAAUGUCUAGUUCCAAAAGCUAAGACUAAAAAAAAAAAUCCAUGAAAUAAAAAGCUUCAAUUUUCA